UGUCAAUUUUGCAAAUUUCUUGACAGCUAUGGGUCGCGAUAUUUUAUUCAGAAUUUUCUUGUUUUAUUUUAAUUUAAGGAAACACUUUUUAUGAUGUACCUGAACGCUGUAUUCGGUCACCCGUGUGAGGCCUUUAUAUAUUUCAGCAUUUGCUCUUUAGUUUUUAUCGUAAAAAAAACAGAUUCGAUGAUUAUUCUAGCAUUAGUUUAACGCAGAAUUCCUUACAUAAAAAACCUGAAAUACGCAAUAUGGCAGAAAAGAAAGGUAUUUUGCAGCGACUAGCUGAAGGUCCAGUUGUCGGAGAUGGAAGCAUGUGUUUUAUUCUCGAAAAACGAGGAUAUGCCAAAGCAGGUCGGUGGACCCCAGAAGCCGUUUUGGAGUAUCCUGACGCCGUUCUUCAGUUGCACAAAGAAUAUGUGAGGUCUGGAGCCGAUGUUGUUCAGACUGCUUCAUUUUAUUCCAACGACGAUAAAUUAGCAUACGGACGCAAGGGCGAAGAAGUAAUUCAUACAAGUGCCAAGAUUAAUGAAGCAGCUUGCAAAUUGGCUAAAAAGGCCGCUGACGAAAACGGAUGUCUAGUUUGUGGUGGAUUUUUUCCUGUUCCUUCAUAUAAAAAAAGCGGAGAAGAAGCGGCUAGUGUGGAAUAUCAAAAACAAGCUAAAGUUUAUCAGGAUCACGAUGUUGAUUUCGUUAUGGCUGAGUUCUUUCAUGACAUCAAUGAAAUUGAACUUUGUGCGAGUGAAAUGAAAAAAUUGAAUAAACCAAUUGCAUUGUGUAUGAGAGUUGGAUUAAUGGGAGAUGUAAACGGAGUCUCACCAGAAGAAUGUGCAAUACGGAUGGCAAAAACCGGAGCGGAGGUUAUUGGAACAAACUGCUCGUACGACACCGAUACCAGCCUCAAAGUGAUGAGGAGAAUAGUAAAUGCACUCAAAAAGGAAGACUUGCACCCUUACCUUAUCUGUCAACCAAUCGGUUACAUCUGCCCUGAUGCAGAAAACAGUCCAAUUGGCUUUUACUCUCUUAUAGAAUAUCCGUUAUGUCUCGACCCAAGAUCAAUGACAAGAAUAGAAGCUCACAAAUUUGCCAGAGAAGCGUGGGAGAUUGGCGUCAGAUAUAUAGGAGGUUGUUGUGGCUUCGAACCUCAUCAUAUUCGUGCAAUAGCUCAAGAGCUUGCUACCGAAAGGGGUAGAAAACCGCCAGUUGAAGAUAUGGCACAAGCAUUUGGCGGAGAAUAUUUUAAAACGAGCCUUAGGUCCGAUUUAGCGAGUGGAGAAAGAGCUUCAAAAGAAUAUUGGAUGAAUAUGAAACCAGGCUUUGGGAGACCUUUUAACCCACCGUGUUCGAAACCAAAGGACGAAAAUUACAACUAAUAAUUAAAAUGAAAUGUGAUAUGAAAAACAAAAAUGUAAUUUAGUGGAAGAGAUUUUACGACAGCAAUUAUUUACUAAUUUAUGAUUAUAAACUGAUUAUUUUUCGUUUUUGCUACUGUGUCAUUCUGUUUUGGGUCGAUGAUAUAAGAAUUGAUAUUUCAUUUUCAUGACACGGUGCAAAGGUGAUUACUAAAAUGUAAACAUUUAUACCAAUUAUACGUCACUGAUAAUCAGUUUCAAUUAUUUAAUUUGCUAUGCUAUUUAGACGUGUUUUGUAAUAAUAUUAAGAUUCUUAACAGUACUAAUGUAACCUAAUAUCAAUUUUCAUCAUUUUCCCUGUUAGUUUUGAAUGUGCUGGGACGUUACAAUUAUAUGCAAAUUUGCCAAAUACAAAUGCUUUGCGAUACUGAAAACAUGAGUUUUCAGGAUCAUAUGAAGAUUCCCUCAAAACUUACU
This is a messenger RNA of Styela clava, 1826 nucleotides long. RefSeq names its product betaine--homocysteine S-methyltransferase 1-like. NCBI's taxonomy places the organism in Eukaryota, Metazoa, Chordata, Ascidiacea, Stolidobranchia, Styelidae. Gene Ontology annotation, molecular function: zinc ion binding; betaine-homocysteine S-methyltransferase activity. The record is from RefSeq and is a predicted model, not a curated record.